UGGCCACUGUACACUUAAAUACGUGUGGAAAAUAAUAUACAAUUUACUUUCACUUUUUAAAAGUUGUGUUGAAAGUAGAGCAGAUUUCCGUUGUUCCGUUUGUUCACCCACCCCUGGAGAUGAGCAGAUUUUAGUGUUAGCAUGAGUUUUGGGGAUGAUCGAUCAGUUAAUUGAGGGCUUGCUUUUGCAUUGUAUAUCCUUUAUAAUCUAAACUCAAAGAUGCUUAAUUAGCUAAGCCAAGUGUCCGAUAUGGCUUCCACCAGCAAUAUUCAAACAACCCCAUCAUCAUCAGAUCCUUCCUCUUGUUCCGAACACAGAUGGAAAUACGAAGUUUUCCUCAGUUUCAGAGGUGAUACCCGUAAUACAUUUACCAGCCAUCUAUUCAAUGCAUUGCGUGAGAAAUUUAUCUACACCUUUAAGGAUGAUGAAAGACUGGAGAUCGGAACACCCAUUAAGAAGGAACUCUUGGAAGCAAUAGAGAAGUCACAAAUGGCGGUCAUCAUUAUUUCAAAAGAGUAUGCAUCAUCGACAUGGUGCUUGGAAGAACUUGCAAAGAUUGUUGAAUGCAUGAACGAUAGAGAGAUGAAUGUUGUGCCCAUUUUCUAUCAUGUAGAACCUAGUGAUGUGCGGCACCAGAAGGGCGCCUUUGGAGAUGCCUUUGCUCAACACGAGAAAAAUCCUGAGAACAAAGAAAAGGUGCAAACUUGGAAAAAUGCUUUGAAAGAAAUGGCCAAUCACACUGGAAGACAUUUGAAGACCAACGAGGAUGAUGAGCCGAUGUUUAUCAAAAGCAUUGUUGAAAGGAUAUCUAGAAAAGUGAAGGAACUUAUUCGCGGUGAUCCCGAGUACAACCUUGUUGGGAUGGACUCUCAUCUUAUGGAAAUGGAUAAUCAUUUAAAUAUUGAAACGGAUGAUCAUCCUCGCUUUGUAGGGAUAUGCGGGAUGAGUGGAAUGGGCAAGACAACUCUUGCACGAGUUAUUUUUCGGAAGUUCAAGCGUCGAUUCCAAGCUGUAAGCUUUAUCGAAAAUGUUAGUUCGCGUUCUAAAGAAAAUGGUCUAGUUGCUUUACAAGAAAAUCUCCUUUCUGAUAUGAAGUUGAAGGAUGACGAAGAAAAAUGGGAUGUGCUGAAGGGAAUUAAUGUGACAAGGAAUAGAUUACGUGACGCAAAAGUUCUUAUUGUUCUUGAUGAUGUGGAUGAAAGAGAACAAUUAGAAACAUUAGCUGGAAACUGCAAUUGGUUUGGACGAGGGAGUAGAAUCAUUGUGACCACAAAAGAUAGACAGUUGUUAAAAAGUCAUGGAGUGGAAAAUAUAUACCCGAUUAAAGGACUACAAGAAAGAGAGGCUUUACAGCUUUUUUGUCAAGAAGCCUUUCAUAAUAACUCUGUUCAAUUUAGAGAUCAAAACUUAUGCAAUGGCUAUGUGAGUUAUGCCGAGGGUCAUCCUUUAACUCUUAAACGUUUGGGUUUCUACCUGCGGACAAAAGGAGGAAAGGUAUGGAGUAGUUUGCUGGCUAGAUUACAAGAAUAUCCUGAUCAACAUAUUCAAGAGCAACUCGAAAAAGACUAUGAUGCAUUGGCAGAGACAGAGAAAAAAAUGUUCUUAGAUAUUGCGUGUUUCUUCCACGAGGAAGACCAAGAUCGAGUAUUAGAUUUAUUGGAAGCUUCCAGCGGCUAUCGGCCAACCAUUGAUAUAGUAACUCUUGAGGACAAAUCUCUUAUCACUAUUUUGGAGAAAAAAUUGUGGAUGCAUAGUUUACUACAAAGAACGGGUCGGGAAAUUGUUCGCUGUGAAGAUCGUGAAGAGCCUGGAAAACGCAGCAGAUUAUGGCGUCGUGAUGAUAUCUUUGAAGUUCUACGGGAAAAUUCUGGAACAAAAAAAGUCCAAGGCAUAAUGUUAAGUCUCUCGUCUCCACGCCAAAAAGAAGACUUGAAUCCUGAAGCCUUUUCAAAUAUGAAAAAACUUAGAUUAAUUAAAAUAUGUGGUGUGAAUCUUCCACCACGAGGCCUCGAUUCUCUCUCUAAUUGGCUACGACUAAUGGAAUGGCACCAAUAUUCUUUGGGGUGCAUACCAGAGAGUUUUCAACCAAGCAAUCUUGUUGAGCUCAUUAUGCAUCGCAGCAGCUUUGUGGAAUUACCAAUGGCUUUUCUUAAAUUAAAGAAGUUGAAAGUCAUGGACUUCAGUGGCUCUGAAAAAUUGAUGAUGACUCCUGACUUCUCUGGAUGCCCUAGUCUUCAAAAGUUAAUUUUUGAAGGUUGCACAAAAUUGUCCGAAGUUCACCCAUCGAUUGGAGCUCUUGACCGUCUUAUACUAUUAAAUCUCAAAGAGUGUAAAAAGCUUUUGGUUUUUCCUAGUGCCAUUUGUUGUUUACCUGCUCUUAAAACUCUCAUUCUCUCUGGAACCACCUUGUCGCUGCAGAACUUUUUUUCUGGGUUGACCUCUUUAGUAGCUCUAGAUCUAAGUGACUGCAAUCUAUUGGAUGGAGCACUCCCCGACGAUCUUAAUAGCUUAUCCUCCUUGGAAUCUCUGAAUUUGAGCAGAAACAAUUUCACAUGCUUGCCAGGCAGCAUUUCUCAGCUUCCAAAGCUUAAAUCUCUUUGCUUGGAUAAUUGUAGCGGGCUUCAGUUAUUGCCAAAUCUUCCCUCAACUACACUUGUAAUGACUCGAGAAUGUACUUCACUACCAAAUUUUUCCAAUCAAGUUGUUGGGUCGACUUCAGGUGGAGGAGAAUCCACUGUUAUUAACUGCCAUAGUGAGGUUUCUUCGCUAUAUCCACACUGUCAGCCACCGGGCAUGGAGGAGCAAAUUCAUCAAAAUGACAAAUAUCAUGGCAUGCCUCAAACUGGAAUUCCAUCACAGUACGAUCAAGAAUGCCCUUCACGCAAUAUUGUUUCCAAUGAAUUAGGAGGGUUGACUUCAGCUGGGGGGUCCACAUCUGACGAUAUGUUGAGGGAGGCGUCCGGGGUUGGGUCAGCGAGAAAGAGAAAAAUGGGAGAGGCGUUUGGGCAGGGGGAAAUGGCAAAGGAAGUAAGAUUUGACAAGCCCGAUCAACCCAACGCCGACUAGAUACGAGAUUUGCAGUUUUAGAUUUGAUAUAAAUUGGUUCCCGUAAAAAGGGGUUAACUUUAUAAUACAUUAUUAAUAAAUGAAUGGUGAAUCUGCCUAAUCUGAAA
Carya illinoinensis is the source of this 3173-nucleotide messenger RNA. RefSeq names its product disease resistance protein RUN1-like. Gene Ontology annotation, molecular function: protein binding; ATP hydrolysis activity; ADP binding. The transcript has 5 exons. Bases 250 to 3066 code for a protein of 938 amino acids. The record is from RefSeq and is a predicted model, not a curated record. Gene Ontology annotation, biological process: defense response; signal transduction. NCBI's taxonomy places the organism in Eukaryota, Viridiplantae, Streptophyta, Magnoliopsida, Fagales, Juglandaceae.